UGACUGGCCUAGAUUUGGAAUCCAAAAACUUGACAAAAAUAUCACUCGAGCUGGAAUGUUCAUUUCAUUGUUCAAGACCUCUGCAUCAGAAACCUUAAAAGGAUAAUAUAAACUCGCUGAGGGCUGUUGCUGCCAGUUGUUCUAGAAUUUGCUGUUCUAGCCCUUGUGCAGAAGUAGCUCUUCUGAAUUAUCACCAUGAAUGUGACAAGCUUGUUUUCCUUCACAAGUCCUGCUGUUAAAAGACUUCUGGGAUGGAAACAAGGGGACGAAGAGGAAAAAUGGGCAGAGAAGGCUGUUGACGCCCUAGUUAAAAAACUGAAGAAGAAGAAAGGAGCAAUGGAAGAGUUAGAAAAGGCGCUAAGCUGCCCAGGCCAGCCCAGCAACUGUGUAACCAUCCCUCGUUCCUUAGAUGGGCGGCUUCAGGUCUCACAUCGAAAGGGGCUGCCCCACGUUAUUUAUUGUCGUGUGUGGCGCUGGCCAGAUCUUCAGAGCCAUCAUGAACUUAAACCAUUAGAGUGCUGUGAAUUUCCCUUUGGUUCAAAACAGAAGGAAGUUUGCAUCAACCCGUAUCAUUACAAGCGAGUAGAAAGUCCUGUUCUUCCUCCAGUGCUGGUUCCUAGACACAGUGAAUACAACCCUCAGCACAGUCUCCUGGCUCAGUUUCGCAACUUGGGACAGAAUGAACCACACAUGCCCCACAAUGCGACUUUUCCAGACUCUUUCCAGCAGCCCAAUAGUCACCCAUUCCCACAUUCACCCAACAGCAGCUAUCCAAACUCGCCCGGAAGCAGCAGUGGCACCUAUCCUCAUUCACCUGCAAGCUCCGACCCAGGAAGUCCUUUCCAGAUGCCAGCCGAUACUCCCCCUCCUGCUUACCUCCCACCAGAAGAUCAGAUGACCCAGGACGGUUCACAGCCAAUGGAUACCAAUAUGAUGGCACCUUCAAUUCCUCAAGAAGUAAACAGAGGAGAUGUUCAGGCAGUUGCCUAUGAGGAGCCAAAACACUGGUGCUCCAUUGUCUACUAUGAGCUCAAUAAUCGGGUGGGAGAGGCAUUUCAUGCCUCUUCCACAAGUGUGUUGGUGGAUGGCUUCACUGAUCCUUCAAACAACAAGAACAGGUUUUGCCUGGGGCUGCUCUCGAAUGUUAAUCGGAAUUCCACCAUUGAGAACACCAGGCGGCAUAUUGGCAAAGGAGUGCAUCUCUAUUAUGUUGGUGGCGAAGUCUAUGCAGAGUGUCUUAGCGACAGUAGUAUAUUUGUGCAAAGUCGAAAUUGCAAUUACCAUCAUGGUUUUCAUCCAACCACAGUAUGUAAAAUUCCAAGUGGCUGCAGUUUGAAGAUCUUCAACAACCAAGAGUUUGCUCAACUUCUGGCUCAGUCGGUGAACCAUGGUUUUGAAACAGUGUAUGAACUCACCAAGAUGUGCACUAUCCGCAUGAGCUUUGUAAAGGGCUGGGGAGCUGAGUAUCACCGACAAGAUGUCACAAGUACACCAUGUUGGAUUGAGAUUCAUUUGCACGGUCCCCUCCAGUGGCUGGAUAAAGUUCUUACGCAGAUGGGUUCUCCUCAUAACCCCAUCUCUUCUGUGUCUUAAAAGGAUUCUGAGCAGCUACACUUCAGACACUAUUGAGCCUUGCAUGUACUUGAAGGAUGUAUGAGUCAGACACAUGCGCAAAACUGGCAGCAGCCUUUGUUAUACUUGACUUCUGUGACCAACUGUUAGAUCAGGAAAAAAAAGUUGCUGAUAUCAAGGUUUUAGUUUACAAUAGUAGUUUGUAUCUUGUGACCCUUUAUGAAGGGCAGUGUGUAUCUUAUGACCCUUUAGGCAGGGCAGUGUGUAAUACUUAGGGAUGACCAGGUCAGUGCAAUGAGGAGGAUACUGUUCUUGAGCGAUCUGAUUUCAUUCAAUAAGAUCUCCUUGUGUUGAGCACCCAGUGUGUUCUUGGAAUGAGUGCCAAAAUUUGAUGGUUGCUCUUUCUCCUUGUUAACCAGCUUUUCACCAUGUUUGAAAGCCAUUGGUCUUGGUAAUAGUUCCUAUCAGAAAAAAAAAAUCAAGGCUUCUGUGUAACCUUCUGAAACUGUGUACUGACCAUACUGCAGCAAGAUUUUUUAAGUAUGCUCUUUGCUAAAUGUAUGUACAGUGUAUUUGGAAGUUAGAGAUGGACUAGCCAAAAGAAAUUAGAUAGACAGGAGAAUGGGGGUGGGAAGGGAAGCUGACAAGGACAGGUAGAAUUAUAAUGUAAACAUAGUUUGUUAAACAACUCCAAGUCUUGCUGUGUGCAUUUCAUUUUUAUAGUGGCUUCAUCUUACUACUAACCAAUAUAUUUCUGCCCAUCCUCAGCUUCAGAGGGCAAGGGUGGGUCAAUAAAUGCUUUUGUCAUGUACUGCAAGGUCUGUAUAUUUCAAGACAAAUUGUACGGCCUUUCAGAGAUUGGGCAGUUUUAUGCAGUUCACAUAACGGAAGUAGCUGUUUCAUUUUGUAAGAGGUUUGUGUUUUGCCAAAGUAGCAGAUGUUAGCAUAUGUUGGGAGGAAUUAAACAACCUAUUCAAGUGUUUCAGACUUAAGGUUAAUUUUUUUUACCAUUUUAAAUUGUUUUCUUUCUGCUAAUGUUUUUAUAUUCAUUCAAGCUAUAAUACUUUUUCAGUAUUUUU
Pogona vitticeps (central bearded dragon) is the source of this 2651-nucleotide messenger RNA. The record is from RefSeq and is a predicted model, not a curated record. NCBI's taxonomy places the organism in Eukaryota, Metazoa, Chordata, Lepidosauria, Squamata, Agamidae.